AUGUCUAAGCUCACCAAAUAUAUAGAGGUGUAUGGUGAUCCUCUAACCCAUCCUCAACCCGAGACCUACUGGGGUAAUGUGAACCCAUUUGGCCCUCGAUCGUGUUACGACGAAGGGAAGAGAGUCGCAGAAUCCCUCUGCUACGCAUAUCGAGUACAGUAUAAUCUGGAUAUCCGAAUCGCACGUAUAUUCAAUACUCAUGGGCCCCGCAUGAGCAGUCAGGAUGGUCGAGUGAUAUCAAACUUCAUCGCAUCUGCAUUAAGUGGCAAUGCGCUCAAUAUCUAUGGUGAUGGACUGGCGACAAGGUCUUUCCAGCUCAUGAACAGUGGUUAUGACGCUGGUCCAGUGAAUAUUGGAAAUGACAAGGAGUUUACUAUUCGAGAAGCGGCAGAUAUGGUGAUAGAACUGGUGUCGGACAUGACGAACAAGCCUCGAGCUACGGUCGCUUUUCUCCCCAAACCCCUGGAUGACCCUUCCGUUCGAAGACCGCAGGUGUCACUUGCGAAAAGGGAGUUGGGAUGGGAAGCAGUGGUUCCGCUACGCGAUGGACUGCGAAAAACUAUUGAAUGGCAUAUGGACCAACAGGGAUCUGCAAAUUGA
Penicillium pulvis is the source of this 600-nucleotide messenger RNA. RefSeq lists its product as uncharacterized. The coding region runs from base 1 to 600 and encodes 199 amino acids. The record is from RefSeq and is a predicted model, not a curated record. The transcript is spliced from 2 exons. Lineage: Eukaryota; Fungi; Ascomycota; Eurotiomycetes; Eurotiales; Aspergillaceae. Gene Ontology annotation, cellular component: cytoplasm. Gene Ontology annotation, biological process: D-xylose metabolic process. Gene Ontology annotation, molecular function: NAD+ binding; UDP-glucuronate decarboxylase activity.